AUGGGCAAGGUCAAACAAGCAAACGGCAAAGCCGCGAAGGCUUCCAAGCCCCUCACUGCUGUCAAGAAUGCCGGCGUUACCAAAGCCACCGACAGCCCCAAGGCUAAGUCCAAGCAGAUUGCCAAGGAUGUCGCCUCAAAGGCUGUGAAGGGCAAGGAUCUUAAGAAGAAGAAGGUCGAGUCCGAGUCCGAGGAUUCUGAGUCUGACUCUGACUCCAACGACUCUGCAUCUGAUGAUGCUUCCGGCUCUUCGGAUGAAGACUCUGACGACUCUGCUUCUGAGUCCGAGGAGGAGAAGCCCGCCGCAAAGGCUAACGGCAAGGCUGCUAAGCCCGUUGCCAAUGGCAAGACCAACGGCAAGGCCAAAGCUAAGGCCGCCAAGUCCGAGUCAGACGACUCAUCCGAUUCCGACGACAGCGACGACAGUGAUGAUGCUGCCGACGCUAAGCCUACUGCAGACAAGGCUAAGGCCAAGAAAGAGUCAUCGGCCAAAGACUCUGACGACUCUGAUUCUUCCGACUCUUCUGAUGCAGAGGAAGCUUCUGAUGACUCCAGCGAAGCUGAUUCCGAGGCUGAAAAGAAGCCUGAGCAGCCGAAGAAGCGCAAGGCCGAAGAUGAGGCUUCUACACCCUUCAAGAAGACCAAGACAGACGAGGAGUCUGAGGAGAAGAGCUCUACUCUCUUCGUCGGUAACCUCGGUUGGGCUGUUGAUGACGAGAAGCUAUACGACGCAUUCAAGGAUUGCGCCGACCUUACAAACGCCCGCGUCGUCACUGACAAGGCCAUGCAACGCUCUCGUGGCUUCGGAUACGUCGACUUUGCAAACCCUGAGGCUGCUCAGGCUGCUUUCGACAAGAUGAACGGCGUUGAACUAGACAACCGUCCCAUGAGACUGGACCCUUCUAAGCCCCGUCCCGCUGAGGAUGCUACCCCCAACGCCCGUGCCGCCGACCGUGCCCGCCAACACGGCGAUGUCGCGAGCCCGGAGAGCGAUACCUUAUUUGUUGGUAACCUCCCAUGGGAUGUUGAUGAGGAGAUGGUUACUGCAUUCUUCGGCGAGGUCAGCGAAGUCAAGAGUGUUCGACUUCCCACCGACCCUGACUCCGGCAACCGUAAGGGUUUCGGUUACGUAUCCUUCCAGUCCGUUGAAGAUGCCAAGACCGUAUUUGAUGCCAAGAAUGGCGCUUACAUCGGUGAGGGCCGAAACUCCCGCGCUGUCCGUCUUGACUUCGCCAGCCAGCGACCCCCCCGUGAUGGUAACUCGGGCGGCCGUGGUGGCGGUGGCUUUGGAGGUCGUGGCGGUGGUGGUCGCGGAGGUGGCCGUGGACGCGGUGGUUUCGGCGGCCGCGGUGGUGGUGGCGGCGGCUUCGGGGGUCGUGGCGGUGGUGGACGAGGUGGUUUUGGUUCUCGAGGUGGCGCGUCGUUCCAAGGCAAGAAGACCACUUUUUAA
Molecule: messenger RNA, 1449 nt
Organism: Daldinia childiae
Lineage: Eukaryota; Fungi; Ascomycota; Sordariomycetes; Xylariales; Hypoxylaceae
Product: Protein gar2
Exons: 3
Coding region: 1-1449 (482 amino acids)
Molecular function (GO): RNA binding
Source: RefSeq, a predicted model, not a curated record